This is a messenger RNA of Lates calcarifer (barramundi perch), 3256 nucleotides long. RefSeq names its product ras-related protein Rab-26. The record is from RefSeq and is a predicted model, not a curated record. Gene Ontology annotation, cellular component: Golgi apparatus; endosome. Lineage: Eukaryota; Metazoa; Chordata; Actinopteri; Centropomidae. Gene Ontology annotation, molecular function: GTPase activity; GTP binding.
CACAAUACGAGAGAGGGAGGAGAGAGAGCUGUUUACAUUGUGAACCAGUCCUCAGGUUUAUAGUCAUCCAGCUGCACCACCGGGAGAACAGCUGUCUCGCUUCAGAGUCAGUUUUCAAAACCUUUAUCAAUUUACGCUUUACGCACGGUCAUGAUCUUGACGCACAGGUGAACUUCUUUAGUCUUAUCGCGCCUCGACCACAACUCAACAAGGAAAGUAUCGAAGAUUGAAAGAAAACCCCCAUCUCGUCUAUUUCUCCUCCUCGCCUCGUCUAUCGUAAUUGCUCGGAGGUGAACAGGUUAUUAGAGCCAUGUCCAGGAAGAAGGCAGUGAAAGGCAAGGGGAGCGCCAAGAGCCCCAAGGCGUCGCCGAGCAGCGGCAGAGACAGCGGGAGGACGGGGAAAGGUCUGGCCGCCGCUGCCGCUCCGUCCUCCGGACUGGUCUAUCCCAGCAGACCGUCCAUCAGCAACAGUGGAGAGUUUUAUGACAUCGCCUUCAAGGUGAUGCUGGUGGGGGAUUCAGGUGUGGGGAAGACCUGUCUGCUGGUUCGCUUCAAAGAUGGAGCUUUUCUAGCCGGGAGCUUCAUUUCCACUGUGGGCAUCGACUUCAGGAAUAAAGUUAUGAGCAUUGAUGCUGUGAAGGUGAAACUACAGAUCUGGGACACUGCUGGACAGGAGCGUUUCCGGAGCGUCACACAUGCUUAUUACCGCGAUGCUCACGCUCUUCUCCUCCUGUACGAUGUCACCAACAAAGCAUCCUUCGACAACAUCCGGGCGUGGUUGACAGAGAUCCAUGAGUACGCUCAGCAGGACGUGGUCGUCAUGCUGCUGGGCAACAAGGCUGACUCCACACAUGACAGGGUGGUGAAACGAGAGGAGGGAGAGAAGCUGGCAAAGGAGUUUGGAGUGCCCUUCAUGGAGACGAGCGCUAAAUCUGGACUGAAUGUGGAGCUGGCCUUCACCGCUGUGGCCAAAGAACUGAAGCACAGGACCAUGAAGGAGCCCGACGAGCCAAAGUUUCAGCUGCAGGAGUACGUCAACAAAGAAGUGAGGACUGCUGGCUGCUGCCGCUCGUAGACCCCAUCCUAUCUGUGCGUGUCUGCCCAUGAGUGUGAGAGGAGAGAGAGAACAGGUACAUUCUGUUAGAGUAUGUAAUAAAUCUGAGUUGGUGUGUCUGGGAAUAAUCAUGAAAUUCUCAGUGUUUGUAAUAUUUCUAUUAGUGGUGAUCUGGCUGAUAUGCUCUCUCUCCUAACCCACCUUUCCUCUGCAACUGUGAAUGUAAUAUAAUUCCUAUCUACAUGCUUGCACAGAGACGUGCAUGUUCACACAGACACACACACACAUUGUUGCACACCUAUCUUUGUGAAGAACCUUUAUCAACAUAAUACCUAUCCACUCACCCGAACUUUAACUGGCUAACCUCAACCCUAACUCUAACCCUAACCCAACCCUAACCUAAACCUAACCCAAGGCUUAACCCUCCCAGAAUUUUGGUCCCCGGUUUUUGGACCCCACAAAUGUAGUAAAACACACACGUACACGGCUAUGUUUGUAAGUAUACUUCCUGUUUAAUUCAGUCUGUGCAGUUUUCCAUAAGUGUGAUGUACAUAUUUUAAAUGUAAUUUUACUUUUGUGUUCUGAAAUCUUUGUAGUUUGUAAAUGCUUGUCUUGUUGAAACUAAAGUAUAUCGACACAAAUAUUACAUCAAUCAAUCUUGUUAAAGUAAUAGAAAUAGAUCCUAUGAACACAUUUGUACGGAUGCACCCAGUGUAAGCUGUUGAAUGGCACUGUGUGCUGUUUAUGUACAGGAUAAAAUAUGAAAACUGUUUUUACUUGUGAUCAUGACUAUCAUCAUACUGAUGUGUCUGUGAAAUAUGAUUUGAGCUCUUGACAUUUUGUACACAGAUUGUUCAGUUUGAGUUUAAAGCUGCUAUGUGAAGCAUUUAACAUUAAUAAAUCUCCCUCAGUAAUUGUUAGAGUAUAUUAAAUGUAAGAAAAACAUCAUCAGCAACCUGUAGGUGUCCAUUGAUCGAUACUGUACUUUGCAUUCUAAUUAUUUGGAGAGAAAUCAGUUGUAUUAUAUGGCAAAUAACAGGAAGACAGUUCUGGCUUACAGCUCCAACAUGCAAAGGACAAAUAUCUUUUUUGACUUUGUUGUGAAAUCUGGUCUAAACCUGGAUUUAAAAAAAUAAGUUGGAGUUUAGAAGAUAAGUACUUUAACACAAAAAAAAGAAAAAAAAACUUUACUCAAGGUCUACUUACUUGCAUUUUCUGGAUCUUUUCCAUCACAAUCCAUGGUCUUCAUCAGUGGGUUGAGCUGAUGGAUCAGCUCCAUCAGCUUUAAAAUUAAGCAAGAUUGACUUAACUAACGAUUACGCCAAAUAAAUUCCAUCUUCGGGUGAAGACCAUGAGAUGUGGCAGAAAGCUCCUAAUUAAACUAGUAAUUGGACUUUGACUUUAGAUUUAUUUUGAAAUUGAGUAUUGCUGUUGUUGAGAGAGAUAUUAUAGAUUAUUCUCCACUUUUUGUAAGUAUCACAGUGAAAUUUAAACUAUAUGGUAUAUUGUCAACUUUUGUAUACUUUGCCAGGUUUUAUUUCAGUGCAUAGAAAUGUUAGAAACAACACAAUAUAAACUGUAGUGUAAAAGCAAACAUGAGCACAGCAGACAUUCAGAGUGCAAUUCUGGUAGUUUCCAGCCAAGAUCACAGAAUUGAGGAAACUCGACCUUGAAGAGGUGUUGGCAGUUUGUUCAAACUAAAGGAAGGUUUGGUUGAAUCUAUUUGUCACUUGCUUUCACCUCCUGAGGUUUUGUAGUUCCUGUCAUUCCACAGAGAUGUAGCCAUUGUUACUGGGUCUUUGCUGAACUAAUGUUGCACAAUCCCCAAGAGGAUGGUAGAGGGAAAGGUAAUUGGAACGUUGAUAGUGGGAGAGAGAUGCUGCUAUUGUGUGUUGGUAUCAAGGAGGAGCAACAGCUGCUUUGAAUCAAUAACCUGCCACAGGCAUUUUUUCCACUGGUUCUACCCAGUGGUAGGAAGACUAUUUUUUUCAGAUGUUUUAUCAAAAAUAGUUAUGCUAAUGUUAAAAAUACUAUACAUUUUAUUUGGAAAUACUGUAAAUACAGAUUUGAAAUGCCUACAAUUUAAAAUAAAUCAGACGUAAUUAAUUUAUUGUUAACUUGUAAUCUGUAUAUUGUCUCUUAACUGAAAUUAUUUGUAUUGUAUCAAUCAAGUAUUGACAUUAAAGAAUCAAUCAACAAUAA